This is a messenger RNA of Anastrepha ludens (Mexican fruit fly), 3756 nucleotides long. RefSeq names its product neuronal calcium sensor 2. The transcript has 5 exons. The coding region runs from base 104 to 664 and encodes 186 amino acids. The record is from RefSeq and is a predicted model, not a curated record. Lineage: Eukaryota; Metazoa; Arthropoda; Insecta; Diptera; Tephritidae. Gene Ontology annotation, molecular function: calcium ion binding.
UUUGUAUUUAUCGCAUUGAUUUGUUGUAGAAAAUAAUGCUCACAUAACAAAUUCUGUUACGUUACGCUGGCAUAUACAAUUGAUUAACGAACUCGAAAAAGAAAUGGGGUGCUUAAGUAGUAAAGACCGUCUUACAAAAGAGGAUAUGGAAUUCUUGAAAUCUCAUACACGCUACGAUGAAGCCACAAUUAAAGAAUGGUAUAAAGGAUUCAAGCAAGACUGUCCCAAUGGCCGUUUGACGCCGGCCAAAUUCGUGGACAUGUACAAAAUGUUCUUCCCAUCUGGAAAUGCCGAGGAGUUUUGUGAUCACGUUUUUCGCACCUUCGACAUGGACAAAAAUGGUUAUAUUGAUUUUAAGGAAUUCCUUCUUGCUAUAGACGUUACAUCGAGCGGCACUCCCGAGGAGAAACUUAAAUGGGCUUUUCGUAUGUACGACGUAGAUGGUAACGGCGUUAUUGACAUACAAGAAAUGACGAAAAUUGUUCAGGCCAUAUAUGAUAUGCUUGGCGCGUGUUCAUCGAAUCGACCAGCAGAUUCUGCUGAAGAGCGUGCAAAAAAUAUUUUCGCAAAAAUGGACGAAAACAAUGAUGGUCAAUUAACUCAAGAUGAAUUCUUGAAAGGGUGUCUGCAAGAUGAGGAACUUUCAAAAAUGUUGGCCCCAUAAACAACAUGAAAAGAAACCCGAAAAACCAAAGAAAACCCAAAAGAAACAAAAUGAAUUAAAAACAAAAAUAAAAAUAACCCAUUGCGGUUUAUGUAAUUUAUUGAAUCAUUUAUAUCAUAAAAUUUAUAAAUUUACAUUUCCUAAAAUGAAUACUAAGGCAUCUACUAAAAAUUAACACUGUGUUUCAAUGUUUUAUGCACACAUACAUACAUGCAUGCAUACUUAAACCGGCGAGUAUGAGGCAGGGUAUCUCGUUCCCAGACAUUAACUAAACGUUGUUUUAAUGUUUUUAAACGUGUAUGGCAAGAUUGGGGCUUAAAAGGAUAUAAAUAAAUAAUUAAUAUUUCUCUUAUUUCAUUAUUCAUAAAAAAUUGAUUAUGUCUUUUGUAUGCAAUUUAUAUAGGUAUAUACUGGGAGCGUCAAAAGAAGUGUACACCACUUUUGGUUAAGUUUGACUAUUUAGUUAUUUAAUGAUUUUGUUAUUUGAAUUAUUUUUUUUUUAAAUAUAGUUCUUAUUACAACAAGAACCAUAUAAGGCAAAGUUUCGAACUUUGUAUACAAUUUGUAAAAAUUCACCAAAUUUUCAAACUUUUUAGAAAGAUUUCGUGUAUGCAGUUUUAUAGAUCAUUCAAUUUUGGUUUCAAGUGGUUUAAAAAUUGAGUAUAUUUAUAAAAAAAAUUUGUUCUGACGGUGUUGGGUGUUUUCUUACAUUAAUAAAUGGAGAAAAUACACAGGAGAGCGGCCAAAAAAAUUCUCAAAAAUCAUGUUAUUUGACCUACUUGCAGCUAAACUUGCACUUUCUAUACCAAAGGGGCUUCUUUUUCUUCCUAAUUGGUGCAAUAACCGCCUAAGCGAUUUGGCCGAGUUUAACAAAGUGCGCCAGGCGUUUCUUUGUCGUACUAACCGGCGCCAGUUGGGUACACCAAAUGAAGCCAACUCCAUCUCCACAUGAUCUUUCCAACACAAAGGAGACGAAUACAUUCAGAACCGGAGCGUUUGUAUCCAUUCGGACAACAUGAGCCAGCCAACGAAGCCGCUAUAUCUUAUUCGUUUUGCUAGGCUCCAUUCGCUCGUGCAAAGGCUCAAAAAUCUUUCGCACAAUCUUUCUGUCAAACACUCCAAGCUAUGCCUCAUCGGACGUUGUUAUCAUCCAAGCUUCCGCGCCAAUCGAUAGGACGGGCAUUAUAAGAACCAUAUAGAGGUUUGUUCGAUUUUGUUAUUUUUGUUCGUCGAGAAAGGACUUUACUACUCAAUUGCCUACUUAGUCCAAAGUAGCACUUGUUGGCAAGAGAGGUUCUACGUUGGAUUUCAAGGCUGACAUUGUUAGCGGUGUUAAUUCUGGUUCCUAAAUAAACGAAGUUUCUUACAACCUCGAAAUCAUAACUGUCAACAGUGAAAAGGGUGCCGAUACCCGAUUGCGCCGGCUGUUUGUUUGAUGACAGGAGGUACUUCGUUUUGUCCUCGUUCACCACUAGAUCCAUUCGCUUUGCUUCUUUAUCCAGCUUGGAAAGGGCAGAACUAACAGCGCGGUUGUUAAGGCCGCAUAUGCCAGCAAUUGUAUGCUCCUAUAGGAAAUUGUGCCUGAGCGAUUAAGUUUUGCAGCUCGAUUUGUGCUGUGAGAUAUAAAAUUGCAUGCUUGAAAUUUUUUCCGAAAUUCUGAGUAAAAAGUUUGAAAUUUUGAUGAAAAUUUGCCGAAUUCUUACAAAUUUUGUAAAAAGUGUGAAACUUUGCUUUAUAUGGUUUUUGUUGUAGUAUGAACUGUGUUUUUAUAUAUUAAAAGAAUAAUUGAAAUAAAUAAAUAGUCAAAACUAUUCAAUAUAUGGUUACAGAGUUCAUCCUCUUAUUGGUUUUGUGCGCCUUGAUGUUUCUGUUUUACAAAUAAAGUUUUAUGCCGCCUCCGAGCGGCACAUGGUUUUUAUGAGGAGCUUUAGGAGGAUAUGCAAUUUGCAAUGGUAUAUUAAUUUGAGGUUAUGUCAUACCCUGUCUCAUUCUAAGUGAUACAUUUUUUCACCUCAACUCGGCGCGUUAAGUGUACAUGACACUUUUUUAUUUAUUAUUUGUUUAAUUUAUUUUGUUGCCAGAAAGUUGAUGAAAAGUAAACCUAAUUAAGUAAAAACAAAUAUUUGUAGGCAUUUAUAUUAGCAGAAGCAGUACUAUAAAAUUAUUAAAUUAUUGUGUAGCCCAAUGCUUUCGUUUCGUUUGUUUCGUUUAAAAAUAUUUUCCUAAAUUUGUUUUAUUAUUUUUUUAAUGGUAAUUGCUGCCAAAGAAAUAUAUACACAAAGAUUUUGCUUACACACUGAAAUAUAUAUUACUACAUAUUAUCACAAAUUUAUUAUUCAGGGUGAUUGUAAUGCACUAACAAUUCGUGAAAAAUUGCAAUAUUGGCUUUUUAAAUUCGUCUAAUUUGAGUGCCUCAAUAAGUUUUGUUCAUUGAAAUAAAUUCUCAUUUAAAAAAUAUUAUUUAAAACAGCGAAUGACGAGCUAUAAAAAUACAUAACGAAAUUUGCAGUGCGAAAAAUAGAUAUGAUAAAAAAGUAUUACCAAUUAAAGUUACUCAGAAGUAUAGUAAGAAAAACUGCAAAAUAUCGAAAAAUAACCUCUUGUGUUUGGUUUUUUACUUUUGUUUUUACGCUUCUGCUCGGAAAUGCUCGUUUUAGCGUGUAAGUGCACUUUAGCUAAUAAAACUAACAAUAAGUAAACAAAAAAGUGCAAAACCUCUGAAACUAAUUUGUUCCACAAAUUCCGCACAAGUCAUUGUGUUUGUUUCUUCGUAUGCGAAUGUAGAAAAAUAAAAUAAUAGCUAUUUUUACCACUCACCAACAAGUGAUUUCAAUAGACUGACAGCGAAUUUGGGUAUAUAUAUACGUAUGUGUAAUGUAAUUGCAGCUCCAUAUCCGUGCUAAAGACGGCGUAUAUGUAGUCAGUUGGCUUUUUCUACGCUUAAGUUCAAAAUAUAUUAGAUUUUUUUAAGCUUACUCUUCAAUACUAUAUUAGGUUUGUUUUAAGCAGUUUGUUUUUUAUAUUACAAACACAAAUAAGUAUUUGAUUUUAUGUAGUAAACACAAAUACAAAUGUAUUAUAAUUUCGUAAAA